This is a messenger RNA of Capsaspora owczarzaki ATCC 30864, 354 nucleotides long. RefSeq lists its product as hypothetical. Gene Ontology annotation, molecular function: kinase regulator activity; protein kinase A binding. Bases 1 to 354 code for a protein of 117 amino acids. The transcript is spliced from 2 exons. Gene Ontology annotation, biological process: regulation of canonical Wnt signaling pathway. The record is from RefSeq and is a predicted model, not a curated record. Lineage: Eukaryota; Filasterea; Ministeriida; Capsasporidae. Gene Ontology annotation, cellular component: cytoplasm.
AUGUCCGACUCUGAUUCCAACGAUGAAGCAGAUCGCGACAUUCAACUGAUCGUGGAAGCGAAUGACAUUGUCAAGGACGCAGCAAACCACGUUACGAGCAUUGCCGUCUCGUCUCCCGCCACAGACGAUCUUGUUACGCUUGUGCUGACGACUCUGGAGCAGCGCGACUGUCGGAUUGAGCUCACCGUCGAUGGGCUGAAGAUAAUAUCCAUGUCUGGACCAGCCGAUAAAGCUGUUGGCUCGACGUUCGAGUCCAUCCAAGCGCUGUUGAGUUGCAUCAGUCCAAAGUUUCGGGGUGCGUUUGCAGGCGAUCUGGCAAGUCGUCUCGCCGCUCUCGCAGAGUCAUCACAAUGA